Molecule: messenger RNA, 5393 nt
Organism: Onychostoma macrolepis
Lineage: Eukaryota; Metazoa; Chordata; Actinopteri; Cypriniformes; Cyprinidae
Gene: hmga2
Product: high mobility group AT-hook 2
Exons: 5
Coding region: 733-1065 (110 amino acids)
Biological process (GO): regulation of DNA-templated transcription
Cellular component (GO): nucleus; chromatin
Molecular function (GO): transcription coregulator activity; DNA binding
Source: RefSeq, a predicted model, not a curated record
AGUCUAUGAACUGCGCUGUGUCUUUAAACUUUUCUGGAGUGUAGCCAGUAACAUGAAUGGUGCUGGACACGUGAGUUUGUCUCAAUGUGGUCUCUCCUCUUAGUAUUUCUCAUGUUUUCUCUGGCUGUUGUCCAAUUCUUUUCUCUCUCUCUCUUUUUGCGCCUCUCGUGCCCCCUCCCUCCCCGUGUUAUCCACCCACGGGAAAAGUGAUUUUCGCCUCUCUCUCUCUCUCUUUUUUUUUUUUUAAUGUAUAUACCUCAUCCUCAUCCACAGUCUGUGGACUUAUUUCCGUGUGGGCAGCAGGGAUGCAUUUAAAAUGCCCCCAUUUUUUGACUUAAACCAAUCCGCGUAGAAAGCCGUUCCCCGCAAAUUCUUGAAUCCGCAGUAGCGUGGAUUUGACAGUGCACUGUCACACUUCCCUCUGCGAAUGUCUCGUUCAAAUUGCAAUCGAUCACCGGGCUUAUUUUAUUACUAAAGCCACCCCCACUUAAUUCUACACAGGAGAUUUUUUUUUUUUUUUUUUUCCUCAGUGUGUGUGUGAGCCAAAUUCUCAACCAAGAGACAGCACGUGCUUCUCACAAUACCGCGCUUUUAAUUUACAUUUUGCAUCCCCUUCAUGUUCGCACCGGUUUUAAACGCAUUGUUCUUGAUAAGCGCGCAUUGGUGAGAGCGCAAGACACUGACUGCAGGAACAGAAGGUGCUUAAGACUCCGUUUGAAACUCGCACACACGAUGAGCGCGCGCGGUGAGGAAGCCGCCGGCGAAGCUUCAGGAUCGCAGGAGCAAACCGAGCCCGAGCCUGCCCCUGCCGAGCCAAAGAAGAGGGGACCGGGUAGACCCAGGAAGCCGCAACAGGAACCCACAGGAGAGCCUGUCCCCAAACGACCGAGGGGACGCCCCAAAGGAAGCAAGAACAAGGGCCCCUCCAAAGCAGCACAGAAGAAAGCUGAGACCACAGGGGAGAAAAGACCUAGAGGAAGACCCAGGAAAUGGCCACAACAAGUGGUCCAGGAAAAGCCCGCUCAGGAAGAAGAAGAGGAGGAGGCGGAGCAAGAAGAGGACUAAGCAACCACAGGAUUUUACCUCUACCUCAUCCAGCUGUCAGCUCUCUCCAAGGGAAAAGACUGCCUUGACCACUUACUAUUGACUUCCCACUUUCAGUUGAUCAUUUUCGUUUGUUUAUUUUCGUUUUUUCUCAUUGGUUUAUUUGGGUUUGGUUUCGUUUUGUGAUCAACACACACAACACCUCAGAGCAUAACCCGAAAAAAGACGCAACUGCAAACAAACAUCUUGCAGAUGACAAUUGGAGCCGCCUUGCUGUUUCCACUUCCCACAAAACUGCUGUAAGCACAAAGGUGCAGGGGUUAAACAUGCAAUAUGUGCUGCAGUGGUUCUUUGCGCCACACACAAACACACACACACACUCUCUUGUUGACUGAUUUUCCAGGCUACAUUGGUAAAGAAGAAGGUGAAACUGUCUGGUUUUGUCAUUCAGCAUGUGGUGCUUCUUAUAUCUGGGUGGAGCUUUAAAUGGACACACCCAUUCACUCAAGAACCCCCCUCUCUACAGUACCAAACCACCAAAGACCAUUUUCCCUUCUCUGUCCACUUCAUUUUGAUGUUUUGACCAAAAUGACAGUGAGCUUUAAAAGUAUUUGCCUUAAAACUGCAAACAGAGCCUAUUAGUUACUAUAAUUGAAAAUUUUACCUAAAAAUGAAUAAUCUGCCAUUAUGUACUCAACCAAAACCCCUUUGACUUUGUUUCUUCUGUAGAACACAAAAGACGACAUUUCAAAGAAUGUCUAAAGCCCUAUUCAGAUGUGACUAUUUUCUCAAACUACGUUUGAGUUUCGAUUCUUAUCACUUGACGUCUGCGAUUUUCAUGUACCAAUUCGGACGGGACUAACAUCUCCAUGUUUAUUACAGAGGUGGGAGGGUCUGUUUUGUUCUUCUGGCCGUUGCUAAGAUCACGCGCUCAUGGGUGAGUUGCGUAUACUCAUUCGGAUUGAUAAUAUAACCAAAGUUUUACUACAAAUACCAUGUGGAAGCUAUAUGGCUAGUAUAGCAAAAGCAUGGUUAAUGUGUGGUUAACUAUUUAAUUUAUUUUAAUAGUUAAGUAAAAUCAUGUUUAAUUUUCAUAAAGGUACAUAUGUAAUUAAAACAUUAUGUGAUUGAGUGCAGAAAUGAAGGUGAGAAACGUUAAUCUUACCUGACGCUGAUAUUACAGUAGCAAGUCUAAACAGUUUACGUGAUCUGGCUCUUGAUUUUAUUAUUGUUAUUUUUUUAUUUCUUUGCCGGGAGGCAAACAUAUCAAAAAUGCGUGCAGUAGUAAGAGCAUCUACGGUAGUUUACGUUGGCCAAAACACAAAAGGAAACGCGUUGUGAAAAAAAUAUUGCCGGCAAUCACAGACAUUCGCAUUUGGUCGAGAUUAAUUUUCUCAGAGGAUCACUGAGUUUGCUGAAAAACAGUAGGCCUAGGUAAUUUGCUCUGGAAUUAUUACAGAGGUUGUGCGAGAAAAACACAGACGUGGCAGAUUCGGACAGGAUUAAAAUCGCUAAGUAAGUCUGAAACACAAAUUUCUCUAACGACUCCCUGUAAAACUAGUCCCAUCCGAAUAAGGCUUAAGCUGGUGCCCACGAAUGGUGACCACGGUUGUUGAGGAAGUAUUUCAUCUUAAAUUUCAAUUUAUUUCACACCCAAAGCUAUCAUAUGGUUUGAACUAUUGUACCUUUUAUAGAGCUUUUUGGAGCCCUUAGUCACCAUUCACUUUCAUUGUAUGGAAAAGAGCAAUGUGAACAUUCUUCAAAACAUCUGUUUUUGUGUUUUACAGAAGAAAGUAAGUUUGGAACAUGUAAAUAAUGACAGAAUGUUUAUUUUCUGGUAAAUUAUCCCUCUCUAUUGUUGUAUCCAUGUCCCUUGUGUCCUUGGUGGUGAUUUUUUGACUGAUAACCGAUAACUGAUAACCGUGAACAUUUAAAUGUCUCGUUGGGACACCGUUUUCUGCAUUACUGCAGAACGGUAGUUCUACUGUACAUAUCUUCGCAACUUCGGCUUAGCUUAAUUAACAUACGUGUACAUAAUUGUGUUUUUAUUUUCUUGUAUGACAUAGCUUUAAGAACAUAAUUUUUUGACAAAUUCAGUGAAAGGGAAAUCUAUCAACUCAGUCAAGACCUAAACCUCAAGAAACACCCAAACCACAGGAACAAAACCACACUAUACCUCAUUGCACACAAAAAUACCUGAAUCGCAGCGACGGCGUCAAAUGGUAUUUGGCGAAUCCUAAUGUACGCCAGAGCUGUCACCAAUGCAAUAUCUUCUCACAGUUUCAAAGCUACCUCUGAUUUCUUUAACCAGCAAACCAGCUCGAAAAGACACGCGCUGCUAUAGAGUUCUCAUUACAAAGCAGGGGAUGGCACCGAGUGCCAAUGUUGAAAACAAACCUUGUCGUAAGAGCAGGCGAACGCUCUGCAAAAUGUUUUUUGUGAGAGUCGGGCAGGUAAUAACUGAAUUCUGAGGUCUGUUUGUAGUCAUAUAUAUAGAACUAAUCAUGCAGCUAAGGGAAAAAAGUACUGUGUUUGUUCUAGUUAAUUUUCUUUUUUUUCACAUUAGCAUAUAUCUGACAUUUGUAACUAGACACUCUGUCUCUGCAGCUGGGAUGUCUGUUUUACAUUUUUAACUUGAAUAUAUAUAUUUUGUACUGAUUACUCAAUGGUUUCUAAGGAUCAAGUGCUUGUAUGACACUAAAUGAUAUUGUUGCGAAUGGAUUUUUCUUUUCCUUCUCUGUUUUUUUUUCUCCACUAUUGCUCUGAAUUUAUAGUUUUAGUUCCUAUGUACUAUUCAGAUAUGUACCUCAAAAAAAAAAAAAAAAAAAAAAGAAAAAAAAAAAGAAAAAAAAGGAUAAAAAUGGACUAAUAAUCAGCUGACAAAUACCUACCUCCAGUCUUGAAAACGGAAUGAUUUUUUUUUUUUUUUUGCCUAGUCUCUUUCAGUACGAAUGUACUGAAAAAGACUUUAGGACUGCACAAGAUCCUGUUUUACAAAGUUUUAAAUUAGAAUUUUGCUUCAUUUUAAUUCAGCUUGGGGGAGAAGACGGCUAAGAAAAUAACUACACACAUACACUCACAAAUACACAUCACAUAAAAAAACAAAAAACAAAAGAAACUUGAAACGUUCUUUCAGGUUUGAAAAAAUAUGUUCGGGUUUUGUAUAUUGCAUAUAUGAAUAUGUUUUUGAAAAUUAGUAGAUAUUGAGAUAUACUUGAUUAGCGUUUUUUGUGUACUUUACACAAAUGUGAUUUUCUUUUUUUCAGAUGUAUAUGUAAUGCUUAUGUAGUGAAAGAAUACACAUUUUCAGCCUGUCACCAUGAAAACCUUAAGAAAAGUUAGCAUGGUAAUCUCAACUGGGCCUGAGGUAGAGCCUCAGAGGAAGCUAAUGGAACUGUUGGCAUGCCCCUUGAACUUACAAUGGCAUGUAAUGACCGUCUUUAUAUGCGGCAGCUUGGCUUUUGCCACAAACCAACAUUGAACGUUGCUCAAACACUGUAAUGCUACUACCUAAAUGGUUACAGUUCUUGUAAAAGUGUCAGUUUUCGAAUCGGACCGCUUCUUUACUCUCCUAUGAGUUCAACAGAUGAAACAGUUGCUUGCUUAAGUGGAUGGAUGGCGUGUCUCGGCUCGACCUCAGCGGUAUUAACGCUUUUUGUGAGAUCUGCGCAUAAUGGCCGCUGAGGCGCACUGCUUUCAGCCUUCCCGAAACUUGGCAUUGUGUUCAUAUACUUCCUAUGUUGGUUUGAAUGUGUAUCCACAGGAGCCACUGUUCAUGUGCUUUCAGCUCUGGGUGUCUUAAUGAAGAUGAAGUUGUAUUUUCAUGACAACAUGUUCUAGUACAAUCGAAUACACUUUUCUACCUCCAAGAGGGCCUCCUGUUACCUCAUUUUUCAAACUUACUAUCUGCUUAAAUUCAGGUGCCUGAGUCCAGAGAGAACGGCGUAAAGUUUUAAAUUUAUAUAUAAAUAAAUAUAUAUUCAUAGUUUAUUUUUGUGUGUUUUGGGGGGGAUUUUUUUAUAAGACUGUACCUCUCUGCCUCUCAGUCACAAGUUAGGUAAGACUGGACAAUUUGACUUGUUUUUUAAACGCUGUCUUACAUUUAUGCAAUGUUUUGUAGUUUCUGCGGCUGUGGAGAUGGAAAAGUAUCACUAGGUGGUUACUCUCAGCUUUCUUCACUUGAUAUAACUUGUUGUCUAACAAUUAUGGCUGUUUCACUUAGUAUUGCUGUUUGUGAUUUCACUUAAAAUUGCUUGCUUGUUUAAAAAAAAAGGACAAAAAAGAAAACGUAUUAGAAAAAAUGUCCUCUUUAUACGUAUCCACCUCUUUAUUCAGCACAAUAAAAAAGG